This is a messenger RNA of Sinocyclocheilus anshuiensis, 919 nucleotides long. Its product is annotated as Ig heavy chain Mem5-like. NCBI's taxonomy places the organism in Eukaryota, Metazoa, Chordata, Actinopteri, Cypriniformes, Cyprinidae. The record is from RefSeq and is a predicted model, not a curated record. The coding region runs from base 22 to 750 and encodes 242 amino acids. Gene Ontology annotation, biological process: response to bacterium. The transcript is spliced from 4 exons.
AAUCUGCUCAUCACAGUCAAGAUGCUGAUAAUAUUCUACUGUGUUAUUCUCUCUCUUCUGUCAUGUGUCAGAUGUGUGAAAGUGGUCACACAGAAACCUCCAAUACUGACAGAACAAAAAGGGAGAUCUGUGACUAUGGACUGUAACAUUGAAAAGGCAGAGAGUUAUUAUGUCAGCUGGUAUAAACAGAUUCCAAACGCAGCUCCUCAGUUUGUGUUGAGAUACUAUCAUUCUCACAGCUCCCCUGAUAAAUAUGGAGAUGGUUUUACCUCUAGCCGCUUCACAUCUAAAGCUCAGUCAGAUAUUGACUAUCAGCUGAUCAUCAGUAAUGUGGAUGUGGAUGAUUCUGCAGUGUAUUACUGUAAGACAUAUGACAGCUCUGUUAGUGAGUACGUAUUCGGACAAGGAACAAAACUCACUGUGAAUGAUGCUGCUGCUGCUGCUCCUGUGCUGAACAUCCUCCGUGCGUCCAGAGAAGAGCUGAGCUCCAGUAAAGUCACUCUGGUGUGUCUGAUCAAUCACAUGUCUGGGGCUUUUGCUGAUGUGCGUUGGCUUGUGAAUGGGAACUCAGUUACUGAAGGCGUCUUCACUGGAUCUGCUGAACAGCAGCCUGAUAAGAAGUUCAAGAUGAGCAGUUAUUUAAGCAUUGAGAGCUCAGAGUGGGACAAAGACACACAGCUGAUAUGUGAAGCGACUGCUGCCUCAAAAACCACCAGCAAAAGCAUCAAGAAAUCUGACUGCAGCGACUGAACUGCUUGAUCUCCUCUUGAUUUAUAUGAGUAAUUCAGUUUGUUUGCAUAGAGUAGAAGAAAAUAUGGAUAGAAACGAUUAAAAAUAAAGAAAGUAUUGGUUGCUUCAUUUUCUGAAUGUCAUUUUAUGUUUGAAUGUACAUUAUUGUGCUUUAUAAACUCAAAUAAAC